Lodderomyces elongisporus is the source of this 3498-nucleotide messenger RNA. It is a transcript of the gene MAK21, whose product is annotated as RNA-binding ribosome biosynthesis protein. The transcript has a single exon. Lineage: Eukaryota; Fungi; Ascomycota; Pichiomycetes; Serinales; Debaryomycetaceae. The record is from RefSeq and is a predicted model, not a curated record. Bases 1 to 3498 code for a protein of 1165 amino acids. Gene Ontology annotation, cellular component: nucleus.
AUGAGUACUGGUUUGAAUUUGUCCAACCUUAAGGAUAAGAUUUCCAAUAAAUUAAAUCAACUGAAACCUGGGAGUACAGGCAGAGGAAAGAAAGACAAACGUGGACUGAAAAAAAAUCAAAAAACGCUGAAUAAAAAGGAAGACAAGGAGUUUAAGGAAAAAGCCAAUGAAAACCCAAAGGAAGAGUCCACCGAUGAUAUUCUCCGUCAAGAGGCAUUAGCUUUAGGUGCAACUGAAGAAGACUUGAAAUUGUUGGCUGGUAUUGAAAGCGGUGAAGAGAGUGAAAUGGAAUUUGGCGAUGAUUCACAACAAACUCUGGACAAGUCACUCAACAAUGAGUUGAGUAAAUUUAUGAACGGAAUCGGAUUAGGCAAUGGUGAGGUUCCUGUGGUUGAAGAAGAGGAAGAAGAAGAAGAGGAAGAAGAAGAAGAGGAAGAAGAAGAGGAAGAAGAAGAAGAAGAAGAAGAGGAGGAGAAGGAGGAUGAAGUCGAUGAUGAUAGUCGCGAAAUUACUGCUGAGGGACAUGCUGAAGUAGAAGAUGAGGACAGUCAAGAAAACGAGGACUCAAAUGUUUCAGUGACAGAUUUUUCUGGGCUGAGCGACGAAGAAGAGGAAGAGGAAGAGGAAGAGCCUGAAGAUGUUCCAGAACUUGUUUAUGAUGAUGGAACAUUGAACUCUUCAUCCAAGAGCAAGGGAAAUGAAAACAAAGAAAUUCUUGAAAGCAGCGAAAACAAUACAAAUGAAGAUGUACAAUCUGGUAAGGAGACCAACGAAGCAGAUCCAGCGGUUACAGCACCACUGGAAAUAUCCGAUUUUUCGUCUGUUUCGAGCGAUAAAUUAAAAGUUCCUAGUAGAUUGGAUUGGUAUAAUAGUUUUUCUCUCCCAACUGUUGAAGUGCCAAAGUUGGAUAGGUUUGCCAGGGAAAGACUCUUAGAUCGAGCCAAAUUGACCUUGGACAAUGACAACAAGACCUAUCUUGAAGAAUUUGCUUCAAAUACUUCGCAGAAAAAGUUCUUGUCUCAGAUAUUGACGAGUGGUACUUUGAAUGAUAAAAUCUCAGCAUUGACAUUGUUGAUACAGGAAGCACCAAUGCACAAUAUCAAAGCCAUGGAGACCUUACUAGGUUAUUGUGAGAAAAAAUCCAGAACCGCUGCAUUGCAAUCGAUUACUGCAAUGAAGGAUUUGCUUCUAAAUGGAUUGUUACCCGAUAGAAAAUUACUUGCUUUUGAUAAACAACCUUUGACAAAGGAGGAUUCUGACUCGCGAUUGGCUGUAUACUACUUUGAAGAUAUGUUGAAAAAAUGGUAUUUCAAAUUCAUUCAAAUUUUGGAGAAAUUAUUACAAGACUCAAUUGUGCAUGUGCGUAUGAGUGCAUUAACACAUACAUUUGACUUGUUGAGUGCAAAACCAGAACAAGAAGUGAAUUUGCUCAAGCUUGGUGUAAACAAAUUGGGUGACAUGGAUAACAAAGUUUCUGCUAAGGCCUCAUAUUCCAUCUUACAGCUUCAGCAAGCUCAUCCUGCAAUGAAAAAGAUCAUUGUUGAUGCCGUCAUUGAUAUUAUUUUUCAAAGCAACAAUGAUGAUCAUUCCAAAUAUUACGGUGUGACUACACUCAAUCAAACAAUUAUUACAAGAAAAGAAGUAGAGUUGGCCAAUACUUUGGUCAAGACGUAUUUUGCACUUUUUGAAAAAGUGCUUCUUGAAUCAAACUCGUUGUCAAAAGAUGGUGAGGGCGACAAGUCCAAUAAUAAUGGAGUUGGCAAAUCUGAAAAGGGUAGACACAACAACAGGAAAAACUUUAAAAAGGGAAAGAAGGGUGGUAGAUCAGUUAAAAAAGAAGAAAAGACUGAACAUGAGAUAAUUGAAGAGAAGAAUACCAAGAUGUUUUCUGCACUUUUAACUGGUUUGAACCGUGCUUUUCCAUUUUCUGAAUUGCCCAAUGAUGUGUUCCAAGUCCACCUUGAUACACUUUUCAAAAUAACCCAUAGUGCGAAUUUCAAUACGGCUAUCCAAGCAUUAGUGCUCAUCAACCAUAUUGUUUCUCAGCAAAAAAUCAAUUCUGAUAGAUACUACAGAACCUUGUACGAGUCGUUAUUGGAUUCAAGAUUGGUGAAUACUUCAAAGCAAGGUAUAUACUUGAAUUUGCUAUACAAGUCUCUUAAGCACGAUAAGGAUAAUGUACCCAGGGUAUUGGCAUUUGUCAAGAGAAUAAUGCAAGUCAUUUUGCAUUGGCUCAAUGUGGGUGCGAUUGCUGGUAUGUUGUUUUUGUUGAUUGAAUUAUCGAAAACCAUUCCCGAAGUUUUUGAUCUUUUGGUGGAGAAGGCUGCUCGACCGGAUCAAGAUGAAGAGAGUGAGAAACAACAAGCUCAAGUGGAAGUGCAAAAACAAAAACAAAAACAAGAACAAGAACAAGAACAAGAACCAAAAUCUUUAGACGAAAAAGAGAUUACACCCGAUUCUUUGUACGACCCUAAGAAGCGAGAUCCUACUCAUGCAAAUGCUCAAAACUCGUCACUUUGGGAGAUCAACCAAUUCUUGAACCAUUACCACCCAACAGUUGCAAUUUACGCAUCAUCAAUCAUUGAUGGGACUCCACAACCAAAGCCAGAUCUCGGCUUGUACACACUUGCUCACUUUUUGGAUAGAUUUGUAUAUAAGAAUGCUAAGCAGAAGGCACAAACCAAAGGGUCGUCGAUUAUGCAACCUUUGGGUGGUACGCAUACAGGUGAUUUACUUGUCAAGUCAACCAAUGUUCUUAAUAAGGAAGUACCCGCAAAUACCGAAAAUUGGUUAAACAAGAAAGUGACUGAUAUUAAAGCAGAUGAGCGUUUUUUCCAUCAGUAUUUCACUACCAAAGUUCAGAAAAUAAAGAACAAAAAGGUUCAUAAAGAUGGUGAUGUGGGAGAUGUUGAUAUAGACGACGAAAUCGAAAGGGACGGAGAUAUGGAUGAUGAAGAGGUGUGGAAAGCUUUGGUUAAAUCUAAACCUGAUGUUGAGGAUGAUAUUUCGGAUGGAGGGUUCUCAGAUUUUGACGAGGCUGACUUUUCAGAUAUGGAUGAUGAUGAUGAUGAUGAUGAUGAUGGUGAUCAGGAGAAUGACGGAGAAAGAGAAGGAGAGUUACCUAGUGAUCUCGAUGAAGACGGGGAAGAUGUUGUUGGUGAAGUUGAUUUUUCUGAGAACGAGGGUUCGUUUGAUGAGGACGAAGAAGACGAUUUUGACGAGGAAGAAAGAGAAAUGUUUAAUAUCAAUCAGGAUGACGAGUUUAGCGAUUCAGAAGUUGAUCUUGAUGCAUUAAAUGGUGUUGAUGAAGUUGAAGAAGAAGACGAAGAAGAAGAGGAAACGGAAGGAGAAAGUGAAUUGGUUGAAAAAACCAAUAAAAAGCGUUCUAGAGCAGACGAAAAGGAUAGUUUGAAAAAGGGUAAAAAGUCUAAGCGCCAAAGAGUCAAAGAUUUGCCUUUAUUCGCAUCCCCAGAGGAUUAUGCACAGUAUUUGGAGUAA